Striga asiatica is the source of this 324-nucleotide messenger RNA. Lineage: Eukaryota; Viridiplantae; Streptophyta; Magnoliopsida; Lamiales; Orobanchaceae. The record is from the annotation of a GenBank genome assembly.
AUGGGAUUUGGGAAUGUUAAGGAUUUACGGGAAAGCAGAUCUAUUACGACGGCGGGGCAGACGGAAAGCUCGGCCGGCGCGGAGGAAGAGGAGGAGAACCCCACCAAGGUCCAAUUUGGGCGCUGCGAAGAAGAAGAGAACAUAAUGUUCAGCAAGGAUGACGAUACGCGGCCAUUUUAUGUGAAUUUGACAUUUAUUUGCCUUUGGCAGACAAAAGUAACGCCAAUAGUAGAAGGUUAUGGAGGCUGGGCUUUUCGGAUGGAGAUUGUACCCAUGGAAUUAGCGUAUCCUGGAUUUGGGGGAACUCGUUGGACCUAUAAAUAG